AGUUACGUUCCGCAAGUCGGUAGAAGAAAACGCGCUGUGGCGGUAAACGAACGGUAGUAUGCGGCAUCCAAGUUCAUGAUUCGAAGUUUACACCUGGUGUUUGUUUUCUAUAAUCAAGUUUUUGUUCAUUUGUGGCUAGUAAUGCAACACGUUGCUGUAUUGUGGAUGAUUAUAAGUUGGCUAGAUUAUGUGUCGUCGGAAAAUAGGCCAGAAAGUAUGCAACAGCAAUAUUGGAGCGAACGAUUUUCAGUUUCCUUUCACCUACUUCUACCAGUGGCCGGACUAGGCUUCCUACUUUUUGGGAGGAAGCAUAUCUUUCCUCGAUUACUCGUUCAGAUAGAUAGAAACUGUAUAUCCGUUUUGUGCCCAUCACUGAGCAAACGAGAAAAACUCAUCAAAUGGGCUUGCCAGAGACUUCCCUCCAAAUGGUCGUCGCAUUCCUCGAAGACCCUAUCAGGGGGUGUAGCAGAACUGUGGUCAGACGGGUCCCUAUUGUGCACACUGAUAAACACUGCGAUACCAGGAGCAUGUCCCAAUCCGCACAGGCAUUGGAAGCAGCCACCCUCGCAUGCACAAGCUAUCGCUUACAAAUAUUUGGGUGUCGUACCGAUUUUUGAUGAAGAAGACCUGGCUGGAAACCUCACGUCGAAUUUUGAGAGGACGUUUAUCAACUACUUGUGUGAAAUUCAACAAUCCAUUAACAAAAUCACAGAAAAUACUGAAGUCGAGAGAAUAUUUUGCUCAGACUAUAUUGCUAGAGGUUUGGGGCUUUUUUCUGGAGAGCAACACCAAAAAACUGUUUUCUACGUAUAUCCAGACGAUUUCGAAAAUUCCGAACCUAGUAAAAAUAGUGUCAUAAUCAAUAUCAAAGGACCUUUCGGUACAUUCGGACAUGCACUGAUAUCAAAUAUCCAAAAUAGCCCAGCAAAAAAACCUCUAGACGGUUGGAACAUAUCUGUCUCCAAUGAUACUAAAACAAAGAGUGAAUUUAUGAGAAAGUUUUCAUGGUUCUUGAAACACUCUGAGGAAGUAGACGAGGGCCAGAAGAAUAUAAAUAUUGAAGUUACACUAGAGAAGAAUAGAGCAAAAGUUUCAUAUAUUCCAAAUAACUAUGGGAUGCAUGAAAUCAAUUUGAUAUGCAAUGGGGAGCUUUUGAAGGGUUGUCCUUUCAACGUUCACAUAUUCAGUAGUGAAACAAAAGCAGAUGAUAUGGAUAUUGAAGAGAAAGUCGAAGGACUGAGACAUUACCAAAAACGAAAGAUAAUUUCGGAAAUGGUAGAUUUAGUUGAUGAAAAAAUAUCAUUCUCUGAAUUAGAAGAGAAGUAUCACGUUGAUGCAGAUGCUGAAAUCGAGAAGAAGGAACCCAUUAAAUCAACAUUCAAUUUUAGAGAAGUAGUUGAAGAAAUUACAAAAAAUGAUGAGGUCUUCAAAAAUAUGUUCAAUGUCGAUAUCGAUGAUGAGACUUGCAACAAUUUAAGUGGUUCAAAUAAACACCAAUCCGCUGAAACUGAAAAAGAAAAUAACACCCAAUAUGACGUAACAAUAGAACAGACGAAAACGAAUGAAAAUAGUGUAGGUGAUAAUUUUGUUUGUUCAGUUCCUACAAAUAAAGAUAUGGAUGAACUAGAUUCCACCGAAAAGCAUGACAUAGUAGAUGAUUAUUCUGAUAAUGAUGCAGAAUUUCGAGAACACAACGAUCUGAGUCAAUCAUGUGAACCAAAUUAUAACGUAGAAAUUCAAAUGCCUGUUAUAGAUGAGGUGGAUGAAGCACCAGACUUGAAUGAAAAUUUAGAUACAGGAGAUGAAAAGUCAGAAUUCAUGUCGGAGAAAAAACUCCAUAUACCAAUUGAAAUAGAUAGUGCACAAAAAUCACUUGAAUAUGUUAGCAGGCAAACUCAGGGUCUAACAUUCAAAGUCAAUAUUAACAAUAACAAUUAUAGCUUGAGUAAACCGGUAAUAAUUAAGAGUGAUAAUUUAACAGAGAACACACAUGAGAAUGAUUUGAUAUUUACUGAUGAUAUAAUGAAUAUUGGACAACAAUUAGAUGAAGAUGUUGAAAAAAGGGGUCAUCAGAUCGUAUCCGAAUAUAUUAGUUCCAAUAUAAACAAAAUUAAAAUUCCUGCUGAGUUUCUUGAAAACGAAAAGAAGAUAGCAGCUAACAAGAUGAAUAAUAAUGCUGCUGUAAGAAAAUAUUUUCAUAAGACUCAUCGUGAACCAAAUUUGAGGAUUAUUGAAUGCGAAAAAACCGAAGAUUUGAAUAACAAUUACCUCAGUACAGAACAUGCCAAAUUGAAAAAUCACUUUGAAAUAUUAAGCCAAAAAGACAUCAGCGAAAAGCGAGUUCCUGUUUUGCCAUGUCAACCCCAGAAACCCUAUCUUGCCUCCGACACCAAAGUUACUUCCCCAAUAUGUUCUGAACAUAUUGUCCAUGAAGUAAAAUAUAGCCAAAUAUCUGUGGCAGAACGAAGGAAGAUAUUUGCCCAAAGCUCUAUGAAGUGCACCUCUAGCUCGAAGAACUCUUCAUUUUCGGAAAAUGAAAGUGUAGAAGUCUCAAUGAACAAGAGAAAUCAUCAAAUAGCAGGGCUAAGCGUACUAAAUGUGUUGGACAGUCUGAGGAGAUCCGUACAUACAUCAAAUGAUGAAAGUUUUUCCCUAUCCAGCACCGUCAGUUUACCGAAUAUAUCUCUCGAAUCAGAUUACCCUUCCUUGAAUGUAGUGAAAGAAAAGAAAACCUACUGGGAAAAUAUGUCAAAUUGUUCGAGCUCGAGAUCACUUUUUCCAAAGAAUACAUUGAAAAAAAAUAAACUGAGUGAAGAGGAAAGGAAUCGGUUAAUUUGGAAAAAACCUGAUAUACCAAAUACUACGAAAACAAUGUACGUGGAAAACGAUAUAUAUAGAUCUGCGGAUGAUAUUUUGGCGAUGACAGAAAGUUUGAAUCAUCGACAUUCCAAACAUUUUAAAUCAGUAGAUGGUCGUUUGGAUGAAUACGAGAUGCUCACAAUUGAAGAACGAAAACAAAUGCUACUGAAGCAAAACUACGAGAAAGAAAAGAUAGCAAGAGAAAGAAUAAUGCGAUCGAAAAAACAGAAUGUAUCACCGCAGAACAUGAAGAAAAAUGAUCAGUUUCAAAAUUAUCUCAAACCAAGGAAAGUUUCAGACCAGGAUGGGGUAUUUACUUCUCCUGUCAUGGAGAAGAUCAGAAAAUUUGAUAGUGCUUCCAAUCUAUCUAGGGUUGAAGGAGGAAGCAAGCAAAUUAUGAAGCUUACCAUGGAUAUUGAGAAAAACAACAGUUCAAAAGUUCUCGGUUCCCAAUCUAUUAUUAACAAAGAAAACGAAAACGAUACAAAUAUCGUUUCAAUGAAACCUGAACCAAAAAUCAGAUACAGAUCCCAAUUCAACAGAGCAAUCAGGUAUUUCAAAAAGUUGGAGGAAAAAUCUCAGGGUAAACCCAAGUCUAAAAUCUCGAAGAAAUCCAAACAAUUUUCUUUGGAUAUACAUUCAAAAAGAGAUAGAAAACGUAAGAGAGGCGGAAGCCUGAAUAUUACAGAGCGAUUUUCUAUAGAUAGCUUAUACGAAGAUAUUACGCAAAAUAAGAAAGGCAGCCUGAAAGGAACGCCCAAUAGAACGGCGCUUGUGGAAGCAUUAGCCACGUUUUCUAGGAUAGAAAAUAACUAUUAUAGCUUUUGUGGAAACGAGGAUGAUAUUAAGUAUGACAUAUUCAAACAUCUUGGCCACAUCAAGAAGAGGAAAAGCUUGAAGUCUAUUUUUGAUGUAUAUUAUUGAGUUAUUUUUGUUAUUUGAUCAUUUAAUUGUUACAAUAC
Phaedon cochleariae (mustard beetle) is the source of this 3821-nucleotide messenger RNA. Lineage: Eukaryota; Metazoa; Arthropoda; Insecta; Coleoptera; Chrysomelidae. The record is from the annotation of a GenBank genome assembly.